Messenger RNA from Blepharisma stoltei, 960 nucleotides. Lineage: Eukaryota; Ciliophora; Heterotrichea; Heterotrichida; Blepharismidae. The record is from the annotation of a GenBank genome assembly.
AUGUCAGCAAUAUGACUGGACUGCGAUCCUGGUCAUGAUGAUGCAAUGGCAAUUAUUCUUGCAGCAUAUUCUGCCAAUUUAUUAGGAAUUAGCACUUCAGCUGGAAAUCAAACCAUACACAAAACAACUAGAAACGCAAUUAGGGUUUUAAGUGCAAUUGGAAAAUCUUAUAUUCCUGUAGUAAAAGGGCAGGCAGCUCCUUUAAUCCGCCCAUCCAUGGUAUGUGCAGAAAUACAUGGCGAAUCAGGGUUAGACGGCCUGAAUGACAAGCCGUUAUUUGAUGAAGUCGAUAUUAGCCAUAUCCAAGGUCCAGCCCCGCCUGUAAUGUAUGAACAAAUCCGACGAUAUUUCUAUCUCACAGGCCAAAAAGUCAGACUUGUAGGGACUGGGUGUCUUACAAACAUCGCUCUAUUGCUUGUUCUUUAUCCUGACGUGAAGAGCAUGAUUGAUAUUAGUAUAAUGGGCGGAGCCAUUGGAAUUGGAAAUAUCAGCCCUUCAGCUGAGUUUAAUAUUUUAUUAGAUCCUGAAGCUGCAAAAAUUGUAUUUGAAAGCGGAGUGGACUUAGUUAUGAUCCCCUUAGAAGUAACACAUACAGCCCUAGUCACAAAUGAAGUGCUGCAAAAAAUUGGAAAUAGCACUCCUUUUACUGCAAAAAUCUGUGAACUAUUGAAUUAUUUCAGAAAAAAUUACAAAGAAGUGUUUGACUUUGCAGAUCCUCCACUGCAUGAUCCACUUGCAAUUGCAUAUGUUUUAAGACCUGAUCUUUUUACAGGAAGAUCAAUGAGGGUUGACAUAGAAACUCAAAGUGAUUAUAGCUACGGACGAACAAUAUGUGACGUCUGAAAUAAAAGCACAAUGAAAAAGAACUGCUGGGUCGCUACAAAGGUAGAACUUGAUGGCUUUUGGGACUUAAUGAUCCAAGCAGUUGAACUCGCAGACUCUAGAUCAAGUUUAAACUAA